This is a messenger RNA of Ceraceosorus bombacis, 704 nucleotides long. The record is from the annotation of a GenBank genome assembly. Lineage: Eukaryota; Fungi; Basidiomycota; Exobasidiomycetes; Ceraceosorales; Ceraceosoraceae.
AUGACCCAUCCCGACCGGGCGCGGCAGAGGGGAGAGGUGAGCGAUGUCGACCGGAGGAGCUCAACGAAUGGACCGAUUUCAACUGGCUUCUCGCUCGUCUCGCUUUCGGCUAAUGCAUGCACCGCCUACGUACACAGAAACAAGAACAGCUGGCACUAGCUCAGUCCAGUGUGUUGAACAAGGCUUACCAGACAUUGCGAAAUCCCUUGGCAAGAGCGACUUGGCUCGUGAGUGCAUGUAGGAGGGGGGGCCGCUACGCCGGAUCCCUUCGCAUCACAGAUCUGACCUAGUCAGCAUCGGAUCUUUUCACUCUCGCUCAGCUGGAGCACGGCUCCCAUGCAGCACCCAGUGAAGAGGAGGGGGUCGAGGAUCCCGCCUUACUAAUGCAGGUGAUGGAGUUCAGAGAAGCUUUGGAAGAGGCUUCAAACGAGGAGCAAGCCGAGCAGGUGGGCAGCGACAAUCAGCGUGAGCCGACGGAUCACCUCUUUCCCGCUGUCCGUGGUAGCUGAAGCCGCGCAAUCUCGCCUUCUCUCGAUUUAGUCCGACUACAGUCGACAUUGCGAGCUCUGGACGACGCGUUCAGUAAAGCGCAGCCUGAAUACGAGAAAAUCAAGAGCUUGAUAAUACAGCUCAGGUACUGGAUGAACAUAGACAAGGCAGCCAGAGAGUGGAGCCCCGGGCAACGCGUGGAGCUCAAACAUUGA